CCUUGUCAAAGGUCGCGGUGGAAGGCUUGGAGAGGCCGGCGUUUUCCCUUCCCCUCCCCCGUUUCCGGGAGUUCCUGACUCUCCAGGAAUGGAAAUGGAGCGGGAGUGAAGCCGCCGUGGGACCCCCAACCCCCUCCCUUCCCCCCCUCCCCACAGCGGAGGAGCGCCGGCCUGCGGGAGGCCGAACAGUCACGGAAUUUCUUAUCCCGUCCAAGGCUCGCUAAGCAGUUGAUGCAGAAGAUAAAGAGGGCGCGCCUGGAAAACGAAACUGCAGGAAGUUGGAGAAGGUGCCCCGGCUCCCUGCUGGCUGGAAUUUGCCACGCCCUUUUCUACAACAUGAAGAGAUACAACUCAGACAGAGUUCCUUGACCAGUUCAGGAGGAAGGCCGAGGAUGACAGCAGUGGAUGCGUUGUCAGAUAGCGCUGAAGUCGUGGAGAUGGAGGACACGUCCCCUUCGCAAUUUCAGGUGGAGAAGCAUUCGUGGGAGGGGCUGCGGGACAUUAUUCACGGCAGCCGGAAGUACACAGGGAUGAUUGUGAACAAGGCACCCCACGACUUCCAGUUUGUCCGGAAGACUGAAGAAUCGAGCCCCCACUCCCAUCGGCUGUAUUACUUGGGAAUGCCAUAUGGAAGCAGGGAGAACUCCCUGCUCUACUCUGAGAUCCCCAAAAAGGUACGGAAGGAAGCCCUGCUCCUGUUAUCGUGGAAACAGAUGCUGGAUCACUUCCAGGCUACCCCACACCAUGGGAUGUAUUCCCGGGAGGAAGAGCUUCUGCGGGAGCGCAAGCGGCUGGGGGUCUUUGGAAUCACCUCCUACGACUUCCACAGCGAGAGUGGCCUCUUCCUUUUCCAGGCUAGCAACAGCCUCUUCCACUGUCGGGAUGGAGGCAAAAAUGGCUUUAUGGUCUCUCCAAUGAAGCCGCUGGAAAUCAAGACACAGUGCUCGGGGCCCAGGAUGGAUCCCAAGAUCUGCCCGGCUGACCCGUCUUUCUUCUCCUUCAUCAACAACAAUGACCUGUGGGUAGCAAAUAUCGAGACGGGAGAAGAGCAGCGACUGACGUACUGCCAAAAAGGCUUAUCCAGUGUGCUAGAUGACCCCAAAUCGGCAGGCGUUGCCACUUUCGUCAUUCAGGAAGAGUUUGAUCGGUUUACAGGGUACUGGUGGUGUCCCACCUCUAGCCAAGAAGGCCCCGAGGGCUGGAAAACAUUACGAAUCCUAUACGAGGAGGUGGAUGAGUCGGAGGUGGAGAUCAUUCACGUUCCUUCUCCUGCUCUCGAAGAAAGAAAGACGGACUCGUAUCGGUAUCCCAGAACAGGCAGCAAGAACCCCAAGAUCUCUUUAAAGCUGGCGGAAUUUCAGGCAGACAGCCAAGGGAAGAUUGUACAUGCCCAGGAUAAAGAGCUGGUGUACCCUUUUGCUACAAUGUUCCCAAGGGUGGAGUACAUUGCACGGGCCGGGUGGACCCGUGAUGGCAAGUACGCUUGGGCCAUGUUUCUAGACAGACCUCAGCAACAGCUCCAGCUUGUUCUUUUCCCUCCCGCGCUCUUCAUCCCGGUACUAGAAAACGAGGAGGAGCGCCCCGAGUUUGCCAAAGCCAUGCCUGAGAACGUCCACCCAUUCAUUAUCUAUGAAGAAGUCACCGAUGUCUGGAUAAACGUCCACGACAUCUUCUAUCCUUUCGCCCAGCCAGAGGGGGAAGAGGAGGAGCUCUGUUUUAUCCGAGCCAAUGAAUGCAAGACGGGCUUCUGCCACCUGUACAGGGUCACAGCGCUCCUCAAGCGGGGCAGCUACGACUGGUCCCGGCCGUACGUCCCCAGCAAAGGGGACUUCAAAUGCCCUCUCAAGGAGGAGAUUGCCCUAAGUAGUGGAGAAUGGGAGGUUCUGGCCAGGCAUGGAUCAAAGAUCUGGGUGAAUGAAGAAACGAAGCUGGUCUACUUCCAGGGCACGAAGGACACCCCUCUGGAACAUCACCUCUACGUGGUCAGCUACGAGUCUCCUGGGGAGAUCGUGCGGCUCACCACGUUGGGCUUCUCCCACAGCUGUUCUAUGAGCCAGAAUUUCGACAUGUUCAUCAGCCACUACAGCAGUGUCAGCACCCCACCCUGUGUACAUGUUUACAAGCUCGGCGGCCCGGACGACGACCCCCUCCACAAACAGCCGAAGUUUUGGGCUAGCAUGAUGGAAGCAGCCAGCUGCCCUGCUGACUACAUCCCGCCGGAGAUCUUUCACUUCCGCACCCAGUCGGAUGUUGAGCUUUACGGGAUGGUCUACAAACCCCACGACCUCCAGCCUGGGAAGAAGCACCCCACGGUUCUUUUUGUCUACGGAGGGCCUCAGGUCCAGCUAGUGAAUAACUCCUUCAAAGGCAUCAAGUACCUGAGACUCAACACGCUGGCAUCCCUUGGCUAUGCUGUGGUGGUGAUAGACGGGCGAGGAUCCUGCCAGAGAGGCCUUAAAUUCGAAGGGGCUCUGAAGAAUCAAAUGGGCCAGGUGGAGAUCGAAGACCAAGUGGAAGGUUUACAUUAUGUAGCGGAGAAAUACGGGUUCGUUGACCUCGGCCGCGUUGCCAUCCACGGCUGGUCUUACGGGGGCUUUCUCUCGCUCAUGGGGCUCAUCUGCAAGCCUCAUGUCUUCAAGGUUGCUAUUGCAGGGGCCCCGGUCACAGUAUGGAUGGCAUAUGAUACCGGAUACACGGAACGGUACAUGGAUGUCCCAGAAAACAACCAGCCAGGCUACGAAGCAGGCUCAGUGGCGUUGCAUGUAGAAAAACUCCCCAAUGAGCCCAACCGCUUGCUGAUCCUCCAUGGAUUUCUCGAUGAAAACGUGCACUUUUUCCACACCAAUUUCCUGAUUUCUCAGCUAAUCCGGGCUGGAAAACCUUAUCAGCUACAGAUCUACCCCAACGAGCGACACAGUAUUCGCUGCCCCGAGUCAGGGGAGCACUAUGAAAUCACACUGCUGCACUUUCUCCAAGAGUACCUCUGAGGGUGGGCUCUGCCACAACCAUUGCAGACCCCGACAGCUUGCAGCUCCGCCCCUUUGUUCCGUGGCAGCCUCCGAGCCUGAGUGCGUCUCUCCUGGGCCAGGCAUGUUGUCCCGAAUCGGAGGAGAGCUGAGACCCGCCCCGCGCUCCGGAUGGCGCAGCUCUGCCCUCGUACCUCCAGCCUCUCUUAGGGUUUUUCUUACCAUUUCCCCAUUUUUUGCUGCUACUUCCUUUGUGCUGGGAAUAAAGACAGGCAACUUUCUCUCUCCCCCCGAACUCCCGCCCCACUCUCCCCACUGCAGUUCUGUGUUUGUGUCUGUCUCUCUCUCCUCUUGUUGUUCUCUCUCCGUCCCCCUUGAGUCCCACUCUCUUUCUUGUGAGAGAGACAUUUACCUUCAGGGGAUGCAAGAGCCCCAGGAAGCCACUGGGAAGGGGCGGGGCGGGAAGAAAAGAGGACAAGAAGAGACCAAGAGAGAGAGAUGUAGACAGCUCAGUGUCUCCUGCUGUCGCUUCCUUGCUGUGAUGUGCUAAGAAGCUGGGAACUCCGGGAUUGCAGGGAACCAUUUAGGAGCAUGAAACUCUGAUCUUUGGGUUCCCCCCCCGACCCCCUGGACCCUUUGUUCUUGGGCAACGUUGUUCUGAAAGAGGUAGCCAAGCAUUCAGUGCUCAUUUACCCCAAAACCGCAGCUGCAUUUGGGUAUGGUGGGUUUGGGGGUUGGUUGGUGGUUGUUCUUUGCAUUGCAAGAUUUUAUGCAACAAUCCCCCCCCCCGCAUUUCUCAGUAUUGUACCCCGCCCCUGUCUCGCCCCUUUGCAGCUCUGUCUCAUCUCGUCGCCGCAUCCUGAGCCUUCAGGUGUGGGUUUUCAACGUUGGUCCUCUGUUCAGUUCUCUGCAGGUCAGCGACUGUAUCUCAUCCUCUUUCAGCAGAUAUACGCUUGCUUGUUUUUUCCUCUCUCUCCCUCUGUUCUGCCACCCACUCCACCAUGCCCUCCUGGCCUUGGAUUUUACCCGGUUCUCAUGAACUGCAGUUUGGGGAGGGUGUUGGGAGAGGAGCAGGCCCCAGGGGGGUUGCCACAUUCUGCACCUCAGGGUAGAGCCUCCCUGCCCUCUUGCCCACACCCUUCCCGCCACCCUCCCCUGCUCGGGGAGGGAAACAACAAAAUGGUAAGCAGGGAGAAACGUCAACUGGCCUAAAACACGAACCACAGCUGACUUGCCCGAGUAUCUUAAGUGCGUAUUAUGAAAAGAAAAUAUUUUUAUGAAUUCUUAUUCUUUUAUAAUUAUGAGUGGUAAGAUGUAGUGACUCAUUAAAAUAUUGGAAACCGGAA
Molecule: messenger RNA, 4312 nt
Organism: Hemicordylus capensis (graceful crag lizard)
Lineage: Eukaryota; Metazoa; Chordata; Lepidosauria; Squamata; Cordylidae
Gene: DPP9
Product: dipeptidyl peptidase 9
Exons: 22
Coding region: 393-2987 (864 amino acids)
Biological process (GO): proteolysis
Molecular function (GO): dipeptidyl-peptidase activity; serine-type peptidase activity
Source: RefSeq, a predicted model, not a curated record